This is a messenger RNA of Fopius arisanus, 609 nucleotides long. It is a transcript of the gene Dpm3, whose product is annotated as Dolichyl-phosphate mannosyltransferase subunit 3. Gene Ontology annotation, cellular component: endoplasmic reticulum membrane; dolichol-phosphate-mannose synthase complex. Gene Ontology annotation, biological process: GPI anchor biosynthetic process. The transcript has 3 exons. Bases 134 to 439 code for a protein of 101 amino acids. NCBI's taxonomy places the organism in Eukaryota, Metazoa, Arthropoda, Insecta, Hymenoptera, Braconidae. The record is from RefSeq and is a predicted model, not a curated record.
CGACCUGGCAUGAGGUUGGCUUAGGUUAUCUGUUCUGUCAACAACAUUCCUCCCAAUAUUUUUAACAAUUCUAAUAUAAAAUAUAAGGACUGUAUCACUAGUGAAAAAAUUCCGAGAACUGCAAAUACCAGAGAUGACGAAAUUGAUGGAGUGGCUCUUCUGUCUCGCCUUGUUCUUGGGCACCUGGACAGCUGCAAUCACAGGGCAAGUGAAUUCCCCGUGGAUUUCAAACAAUUACCAAUUUAUUUUAUACCUCCCAGUGUUGUUGCUAUUUAUUUUUGCACUGUAUGCAGCGAGUGUUGUACUUUACAGAACGUUUACGUUCAAUAAUUGUGAGGAAGCAGCUAAACAGCUCAAACGGCAAAUUGAAGAGGCUCAGGCAGAGUUGAGGAUAAAGGGAGUCCUCUCCAGCGACCCCAAAGGUUCAGAAUUGAUGUAAAUUCAUCGAGCAAUUAUUUAUUGCUGUUUUUGCAUUUCGAAACGAAAUAUUUGGUGAAUGAAGAAUGUUUGUUCGUUGAAUGAAGAGUAAUUCAGAUGGUGUCACUAACAAAUAGAAAAAUGUUUUAUUAUUAUAAUUGUACAAAUAAAUUAAUCUUCAAUUAAUUUGAA